AUGGAGGACGGCUCGGUCAUUGUCCAGCUCUUCUGGCUCAAGGGAUCAACGCUCAAACCUCAGGACUUUUUGUUCAAGCGGCACGAUACUGCGUCUUUUGAAGACAUCUUGAAGCGAGCAGGUCUCGAAAAUAACGAGGAAUGGGGUCCAUCGUUGGCCUUCCGAAAAGACGGUCAAAGGCUCCAGAGUGGCCAGCUGUUUAUUUUGAAGGCAAACCUAGACGUUGGUAUCAAGGCCCCCGACUUUAAGCAUUUACAGAUUUUGUGGGAUCUUACCCGGGUUGCGGCCAUAUGUGGUGCGGUCAAUGAAACAAAUGAAUUGUUGGGUAAAGACGAAACGAAGGCCUAUUUAAAUUAUUGUGCAUGUGGAGGUGAGGUUGAAGAUGAAGUUGAGGGUGAGGAUGAGGAUGAGGAUGAGGGUGAGGAUGAGGAUAAGGGUAAAGAUGAGGGUGAGGGUGAGGGCGAUGAAUAG
Messenger RNA from Trichoderma breve, 471 nucleotides. RefSeq lists its product as uncharacterized. The coding region runs from base 1 to 471 and encodes 156 amino acids. The transcript has a single exon. The record is from RefSeq and is a predicted model, not a curated record. NCBI's taxonomy places the organism in Eukaryota, Fungi, Ascomycota, Sordariomycetes, Hypocreales, Hypocreaceae.